This is a messenger RNA of Sorex fumeus (smoky shrew), 2450 nucleotides long. It is a transcript of the gene ATE1, whose product is annotated as arginyltransferase 1. Bases 43 to 1575 code for a protein of 510 amino acids. The transcript has 12 exons. NCBI's taxonomy places the organism in Eukaryota, Metazoa, Chordata, Mammalia, Eulipotyphla, Soricidae. Gene Ontology annotation, biological process: protein arginylation. Gene Ontology annotation, molecular function: arginyl-tRNA--protein transferase activity. Gene Ontology annotation, cellular component: cytoplasm. The record is from RefSeq and is a predicted model, not a curated record.
GCCCGAGGGGCGGGGCCGCCCGCGUGCAGCCCGGCGGCGGCCAUGGCCUCGGUGGUGGAGUACAAGGGCCUGCGCGCCGGCUACCACUGCGGCUACUGCGACGCGGCGGCGGGCAAGGCGGCCUGCGGGAUGUGGGCACAUUCCCUGACCGUUGAGGAUUAUCAGGAUCUGAUCGACCGAGGAUGGAGAAGAAGCGGGAAGUACGUGUACAAGCCUGUUAUGAAUCUAACCUGUUGCCCCCAGUACACAAUAAGGUGCCGACCUUUACAGUUUCACCCGUCAAAAUCCCACAAGAAGGUUUUGAAAAAAAUGUUAAGAUUUCUGACUAAGGGGGACAUUUGCAAAGGAGGUUGUGAGGAUGAGCCCAUGGAGCCCGCGGGGGAAGAUGCCGUGGCCGGGGAUUUUGCCUUAAUAAACAAACUGGACAUCCAGUGUGACCUGAAGACCCUCGGGGAUGACGUCAAGAAAAGUGUGGAGAGCGAAGCGAAGCGGAAGGGGAAGAGCACCAAGCGAGAGGAAGCUCGGGAGCUGCUUCCGCCGGGAGAGAUCGAAGAGAAGCUGGCCUCCGGCGAACCCUCGCACCUGGUCAAGGUGCCCGCCGCCCCCAAGCCAGGCAAAGGGGCAGAUUUGAGUAAGCCCCCGUGUCGGAAAGCAAAGGAAAUCCGGAAGGAAAGGAAAAGGUUAAAACUCAUGCAGCAGAACCCGGCCGGAGGACCCGAACCGCCGGCUCCAAAGUUUCCGCCAAAGACUAAAUCCAACCAGCCCAAAUCGCUGGAAGAUUUUAUUUUCGAACCUUUACCUGCAGACGCAUCACACAAACUAGAGGUGAGGUUAGUGCCCGUCUCCUUUGAGGACCCAGAGUUCAAGUCGUCCUUCAGCCAGUCCUUUUCUUUGUAUGUCAAGUAUCAGAUGGCCGUCCACCAGGACCCGCCUGAUGAAUGCGGGAAGACCGAGUUCACCAGGUUUCUCUGCAGUUCACCGUUGGAGGCUGAGAAGCCCCCAUUCGGGCCCGAGUGCGGCUUCGGCUCCUUCCACCAGCAGUACUGGCUGGACGGCAAGAUCAUCGCGGUGGGCGUCGUGGACAUCCUGCCCCGCUGCGUCUCCUCCGUGUACCUGUACUACGACCCCGACUACUCCUUCCUGUCCCUGGGCAUCUACUCUGCGCUACGAGAAAUUGCUUUUACUAGGCGACUUCACGAGACGAGUUCGUGUCAGCUCAACUAUUAUUAUAUGGGUUUCUACAUUCAUUCAUGUCCCAAGAUGAGAUACAAGAGCCAGUACAGACCUUCGGAUCUGCUGUGUCCUGAGACCUACGUCUGGGUCCCCAUUGAGCAGUGCCUCCCAUCGCUCGACAAGUCCAAGUACUGUCGCUUCAACCAGGACCCGGCCGCAGUGGACGAGGACCGCAGCCAGGAGCCCGAGCGGCUGCAGGUGUUCCACAGGAAGGCCAUCCUGCCGUACGGCGAGUACCGGGCGCAGCAGCCGCAGGCGGCCGACGAGGAGGCGGCCGUGCUGCAGUACGCGGAGCUGGUGGGGCAGAAGUGCUCGGAGCGGAUGCUGCUCUUCCGGAACUGACCCUGCGCCUGGGGGUGCCCCCCCCACCUUUCUCCCGGCCCCCCCACCGCUCGGAGCUCUCGCACCCGCCGGACCCAGCCCGACCCAGCCUCACCCCAGGCCUCCCCACAUCCCGGACGUUGGUUCUCCCAGCAAGAGACGGGAAACGUCUCUCUGUGACUCCGACUCGCGUCGAGGGUAACAUCCGCAGGCGACUCUCGGGGACUCAAGUGACGGUCGUGCUUCGGCGUUCCGGUAGAGAAAUUAAAACAGGCUGUUUCCCUAAGUGCAGCCGAGGACGUCGGUUUAUGCUUUCAGAAGAGAAGGGCCCUCGGGUAUACGGGGAUGGAGGGGGAGGGUGGGCGUCUGGCCUCGCCUCGCAGGCGCCGUCCCUGCGAAACGGCCCACUCACGUGGACCCACGGGAGUUCCCAGUCCCCGGAACUCAGGACCCUCAUCUUUGGUGGUUGAGUAAGAAAUCGCGGCCGCCUUUUAGAAGCUGCGCUGCUCACCGCACUCGGCCCUCCCGGUGACGCCUCGGGUCCAGGGCAGGGGGAACCACCGUCCUCGCCCUUCAGUUUGGAGUUGGAGGAGGCCGGACUCCUGGUUGCGGUGGAGGCUGGAGCCUCUUCCCCCUCCCCCCCCAGCGCCCCCUCUCCCUCCCUCCAGCCCUCCUGCCUCCCCGCUUUCCUCUCCUCUGUCCCUCCCCGUCCUCUCUGCUCUCCAUCUUUUCCCCUUUCCUCUCCGUUGCCCGCUGGACCCUCGCCACCUCUGCCACGGCGAUGGGCGCCUCACAGGCGGGAGGGCCAGGGGCCUGGCACGUGUGGGAAACACUCAGGGCUGCGUUUCCUAUCCACCCCUCCCCUUUCCUCCUCCCACCCCCCCCCCCCCCCGUUU